Messenger RNA from Perognathus longimembris pacificus (Pacific pocket mouse), 780 nucleotides. RefSeq names its product Sin3A associated protein 18 (gene Sap18). Gene Ontology annotation, molecular function: transcription factor binding; transcription corepressor activity. Bases 69 to 530 code for a protein of 153 amino acids. The transcript has 4 exons. NCBI's taxonomy places the organism in Eukaryota, Metazoa, Chordata, Mammalia, Rodentia, Heteromyidae. Gene Ontology annotation, cellular component: nucleus. Gene Ontology annotation, biological process: negative regulation of DNA-templated transcription. The record is from RefSeq and is a predicted model, not a curated record.
GCUGAGGCCUCAAGCUUGCUGCCGGGGUCGGGGGUUACGGAGAUCCUCUCGGAGGCCGAAGAAGGAAGAUGGCGGUGGAGUCGCGCGUUACCCAGGAAGAAAUCAAGAAGGAGCCCGAGAAGCCAAUUGACCGUGAGAAGACCUGUCCGCUGCUGCUGCGGGUCUUCACCACCAACAACGGCCGCCACCACCGCAUGGACGAGUUCUCCCGCGGAAACGUGCCGUCCAGCGAGCUGCAGAUCUAUACCUGGAUGGAUGCAACCUUGAAAGAACUGACUAGUUUAGUGAAAGAAGUCUACCCAGAAGCUAGAAAGAAGGGUACACACUUCAACUUCGCAAUUGUUUUUAUGGAUCUUAAAAGACCUGGCUAUCGAGUGAAGGAGAUUGGCAGCACCAUGUCUGGCAGAAAGGGGACAGACGACUCCAUGACACUUCAGUCACAGAAGUUCCAGAUAGGCGAUUAUUUAGACAUAGCCAUUACCCCUCCCAACCGAGCACCGCCUCCUUCAGGGCGAAUGAGACCUUACUAAAUCCUAUGUACUUUUUCAAAUUUAUUUUUCAGCCACUUAUGUAAAAUAAGAUAGAUACUUGUUCCCCUGGUAUUUGCCAUUAAGCCUUUAAAUUCUGAAGAAUUGUAACACAUCUAUUUAGGACUUAGAUUUGGAUGUACUAUAGUAUGACUAUUAGAAAGUCCACGUUUCAAGCUUCUGUAAAAUAUGAAGAAAAGUGCUCUUAGCAUUCUGUGUGAAACUGUAUUGUGAAAUAUAUGUGUGCAAUCAG